Messenger RNA from Lasiosphaeria miniovina, 2990 nucleotides. RefSeq lists its product as uncharacterized. The record is from RefSeq and is a predicted model, not a curated record. The transcript is spliced from 4 exons. NCBI's taxonomy places the organism in Eukaryota, Fungi, Ascomycota, Sordariomycetes, Sordariales, Lasiosphaeriaceae. The coding region runs from base 69 to 2861 and encodes 930 amino acids.
UGGACAUCGCCGUGGGCCCGGCCACCGGGUCCGGCGUGCCGGCCGUCCCCCAGACAGAAGGGCUCGCCAUGGAGCUCGUCUACGGCGCCAAGACGGUGCGACCGUCGGAAAAGGUCGGGACGCUCCCUGCGCCCGCGCUGCAGUUCAACCACCAGCCCCUGAACGGCUGGGUGCACGAGCCGGAGAACUGGGGACCCAGUCAGCUCGUGGCUGCCGUGGCGGCACAGGUGGUGAGGAGGACCCGCGGGAGAGGGUCGGCGGAGCAGGUCGUGCUUAGCGAAGGGAGCGUGGUCGACAUUACCAAUCUGACGACUCCGAGCGGCGUGGUUAACUGGUCGCCUCCUGCUUCUCCCGCGGGCCAGCAGUGGGUGGUGCUGGCGUUUUACCAGCGGUUUUCCAACGAGAGGAGCUGCACAACGACUGCGGGCGCGUCGACGUGGAUUGGGAACGGGUCGUGGGUUGUCGACCACUUCAGCGCGGCCGGCGCCAAGAAGGCCACCGACUUUUGGGACCAACAUCUUCUCGACGACCCUGAGAUUGAUGGCCUGCUGGGCAACGUGGGCAUGUACUCUUGGGAAGACUCCAUGGAGAUGAUGGCGCCGCUGUGGUGGACCAGCGACUUUCUCGCCCGGUUCGAAAAGGGGCGAGGGUACAGCGCCGUCAAGUCUCUGCCAGUCUUCUUCCAGGCCAAAAACCUGUGGAACAGCUACGGCGAGCCGUACGACACGUCGUACUCGUUUGACGGCCAGCCAUCCGACGGCGGCAAGUACGCGGAAGACUAUCGCACGACUUUGAACGAAGGCUACCAGGACUUUCUAAGACAGUAUCAGAAGUGGGCAUCGGCUCGGGGGAUGGAACAUUCGGCCCAGCCCGCCUACAACAUGCCGCUGGACAUGUCGUCUACCGUCCCCCUCGUUGGUGCCCCUGAGCUCGAGUCGCUCGGCUUUGGCGAAUCCAUCGAGUCCUACCGCCAGUUCACGGGCCCUGCACACCUGUUCGGGAGGACACCGAUCUCGACCGAGAUUGGCGCAGAGCGGGGUGGUGCCUACGCGCAGACGGUGCCCGGGCUCCUCAACCUCUUCCGUGACUCUUUUGCGGCGGGGGUGAACACGCUUGUGGUUCACGGUUUUGCGUAUGGAGGUCCCUACCCGGGCACGACGUGGCCCGGCUACACGCCAUUCCAGUACGAGUUCUGCGAGAUGUGGGGGCCCCGCCAGCCAGCCUGGCGCCACCUCAAUGAUUCUUUGCUGUAUGCGGCAAGAAACAGCGAAGUCCUCAAGACGGGCGUCCCAAAGGUUGACCUGGUGUUUUACCAGUGGAAACACCCCUGGACGUCGAGGCCAAUAUACCCGAAGUCGGACUUGAACGAAGCUGGUUAUACGUACGAGUAUCUCGGCCCAGAAAAUCUCGCCUCCACCGACGCGCCAGUAAAGAAGGGGAUAUUCGCUCCUGACGGCCCUGGCUACAAGGCCAUCGUCUUGUACGGGCAAACCAAGAUCACCCCUUCAGCGUCAGCUGCACUGUUGAGGUUCGCUCAGGCAGGGCUGCCCAUCUUCGUCGUCGGCCCGGCGCCAAAUACAACAAUUGGGGUAAGCGGCCAAGAGAUGGUCACGCAGAACAUGGCCAAGCUUGUCGGCGGCAGCUUUCCUUCCGUCAAGGUUGUCUCGGUGCAGGCGUUUGGCUCGGGAGUUCUGCAGGACGCUGGGGUCCUGCCUCGGGUCACAGCCGAGGCGCUCGACGGCGCCAACAAUGCCACUCAGAUCUACACGCACUGGCGCUCCAGAACCGACGGCAAUGGCCGACUCGAGCUCGCAUACCUUCUCAACCGCGGUCCCGCCACCACGUUCAGUCUUGCCUUCGCCGUCUCAGAGAAAGCGGUACCCUUUGUUCUGGACGCGUGGACGGGAGAACAGACUCGACUGUUGACAUACCUACGGACGAGCGACAGCAUAACGGCGAGGCUCAGCUUGGCCCAGCAGCAGUCAGCCAUCCUGGCCUUUGUGACGCCCAGCGGUGGUGGAGUCGAUGGCGACGGCGUGCCGCUGUACGUCGUCUCUCGUUCGCCAAACGUAGAGCGUCUCUCGACGGACAAGGACGGCCACAUCGAAGGCCUGAUCAGCGACGGCGGCGAGGCGAGUGUGUUGCUUUCGGACAACAGGGAGAUCGACAUCCCUGCUCUCGCCGGGGCCGACUCGCCAUCCCUUCCCGCCACAACACUCGGCCCGUGGAACCUCACAGUCGAGUCAUUCGCGGCCACGGCGUCAUUGAGCACCAGCUCGGUGUCGGCCAACAAGACAGCGAUCAAAGUCGCCUCAGCGCUGGCAACGCUCGUCCCGUGGACGCGGAUCGCCGGGCUCGAGAGGGCAAGCGGAGUCGGACGAUACCGCACUACCUUCACCCUGCCACCACGACCAAGCAACGGCACCGAGCUGGCUUACACGCUCCAUUUCACAGGGCGGGUGCUCAACACGAUCCGCGUGCGCGUCAAUGGGGUCUUGGUGCCGGCCAUCGAUGUCGCUGCACCGGGCCAUGGCAGGGACAUUACGGGCUUGUUGCUGUUGGACGACGAUGGAGGGCAAGCGGCGAGGUCCAACGAAGCAAAAAUGGGGACGAGUUUGGACGAUGGGAUGCGGAGGAGGCCCAGCGAUGGGGCCGAAGUCGGGGCCGGAGGAAGAACCAACGAAGUGGAGGUCGAGGUGGCCAGCACCUUGUUCAACGCCGUCAAGGCGCGCAUGGGGGACCUGAGGAGCAUCGGCCUGCCCGUCCACGUGCCGCACGACUACGACCAGGUGCCGUAUAGCCAGUUCGGUCUGUUGGGCGAGGUUGUCAUCCGGACGUGGAGGAAGGUGGCACUUUCAUGAGGGGCGCGAUUGCGGCCUGGCCCCUGAACCCCUGAACCCCUUGUAUGCAUGCCCCCUUGUAUGCAUGCCUCCCUUGUAUGCUUGCCUCCCUUGUAUGCUUGCCUCCCUUGUAUGCUUGCCUCCCUUGUA